Messenger RNA from Cutaneotrichosporon oleaginosum, 982 nucleotides. RefSeq lists its product as uncharacterized. The record is from RefSeq and is a predicted model, not a curated record. Gene Ontology annotation, cellular component: ESCRT II complex. Gene Ontology annotation, biological process: protein transport to vacuole involved in ubiquitin-dependent protein catabolic process via the multivesicular body sorting pathway. NCBI's taxonomy places the organism in Eukaryota, Fungi, Basidiomycota, Tremellomycetes, Trichosporonales, Trichosporonaceae.
ACUCGAUACUCGCGAUGCGCAAAGGCGCCGGCAUCUCCGGCCUCUCGCGGCACACCGCCACGGCGUCGUCGUACGCCUCCCUCUCCUCGUCGUUGUCCGCGACGCAACUCGCCGCGCUCGAGACGCAGCUCGCGUCCUUCCGCGACUCCUUGGUAUCUUUCACCGCCGCACACCGCGCCGACAUCCGCGCGGACCCCGCGUUCCGGCACCAGUUCCAGAAGAUGUGUGCCGCGCUCGGCAUCGAUCCCCUCGCCGGCACGGGGCGGCCGGCGUGGUGGGCGUCCCUCGGCCUCGGGGAGUGGGCGGCCGAGCUCGCCCUGCAAGUCGUGGACGUGUGUGUGUCGACGCGCGAGGCGAACGGCGGCGUCAUUGAGAUGGGGGAGCUGAUCGCGCGGGUGGAGGCGAUGCGGCGGGGUGCGCCGCUUACGACUGCGCCAACGAGUAUGGCGUCCGCGCCAGCGCCGGCGCGAGCAGGAGCAGGAGCAGGAGCAGGGUCGGCGCCGUCGGCGCUGUUGCGCCCGUUCAAGCGCGCAAGCGGCGAUAUCACGCCGGACGAUAUCCGGCGCGCCCUCGACCUCCUUGCACCCCUCCGGGCCGGGUACAGCGUGCAUGUUGCGGGCGGGGUGACGUUCGUGCGCAGCGUGCCGCGAGAGCUCGAUACAGACCAGAGCAUGCUCCUCGUGCUUGCCGCAGAUUCUGUGCCGCGCGGCCGGCUGGACGCGUUCGACGUCGCCAAGGCUGCAGGGUGGAGCGGGAGCCGCGCCAAGACGGCCCUAGAUGACGCAGUCAUGCGUGAGGGGAUGGGGUGGGUGGACGAGGAUGGAAGCGUGUGGUUGCUCGCCGCAGUAGAGUUUGCAGAUUAGUAGUCUAGAGAUGUUGUACACAUAUACAUAUCCAUACUGUGGUGUUCAUGAGGGCAUCACACCUGACCGCGCCACCCCUGCCCGUGCUACACCGCCAUAUCAUGCUUGCAUACUGCUCA